Messenger RNA from Neurospora tetrasperma FGSC 2508, 1430 nucleotides. RefSeq lists its product as uncharacterized. The transcript is spliced from 3 exons. NCBI's taxonomy places the organism in Eukaryota, Fungi, Ascomycota, Sordariomycetes, Sordariales, Sordariaceae. Bases 1 to 1188 code for a protein of 395 amino acids. The record is from RefSeq and is a predicted model, not a curated record.
AUGAAGUUCGCUGGGCAUCAUGGGGUGUUGCCCGUCUUGAUUGGGGUUGCGGCGGCAUCAAGAUGUAAACCUCAUCCUCCUUCGUCUUCUACGACCUUGAUCACCACCCCGACCAUCAGCUCAGUUUCGGUCAGCUCAAUUCCAGCCAGCUCUGUCUUGGUCAGCUCAGCUCCGGCCAGCUCUGUCCUGUCCAGUUCGUCGAUUCUCUCCAGCUCGAUCCCCUCUAGCUCGUUGGUUCCCACGUGCGGCGGCGCUCAGUGUCUUGCCGCCAUCACCACAGUCCCUAGCAUUGGCGAUGCCUUUUGCUCAUCAUGGCUAUCCUGGACCCCUGCCACGACCGUCGUCACCGAAGUUGAGACGGUCACUUCGACCCACACCAACUUGGAGACCGUGACGGCUGUGGUUACCUUGACGACGGCAACAGUCACCGAAACCGCUGGCACGACCACCUUGUUCCAAAAGCGCCAGCUGCCCUCCGCCGAUCCAGCCGAGUCCAUCUUCUCCGAAUGCGAUUCUGCCUCGGCGAGUGUUAGCAGCGCCUGCAGCUGCCAUCUCGCUGGGUCUACCACCUCGACCGUGACUGUCACCGAAACAACCACCUCGACUGAAAUUCCCAAGUACACUGGCACCCUGACCACGACCGAAACCACCAACGUGAUCCAAACCGUCUCCGCCGAAGCCACCCGCGUCGUCCCCGCGCAGCCCAUCCUCAACUCGGGCCUCGAGUCCUACCUCACGACCGGGAACAUCUCACCCUGGACCGACACCGUAUCCACCACGGGCGGCACGUUGCAGAUCAUCAACGGCGUGAACCCAUGCGUGAGCGCCGGCGACUGCGCCGGCGGGCAGGUCGUCAUUCGCGUCUACCCCCCGACGAGUGGCGGCUACACGGCCAUUCGGCAGACGUUCCUCGCCCGCCCCAACACGUCGUACAAUUUCAGCUUCAUGUACCGCUGCCUCAACUACAACAACGGUGCCUACAUGAGCGUCUGGUACGCCGGCCAGCUUGUGUCCAACGGCAACGUGCAGUGCAAUACUCCCGGUGCGCCGUUCGCACGUCCCAGAGUGGGCCCGUUUACGACGGACGAGACGGGCGUGGGAGAGAUCGAGGUCAGGUUCCAUAACCCCGGCGGGUUGCCUUACUUGUACAUGUACGCGGAUGCGUUUGAGGCGACCGUAGCUGUGUAGGUAGAUGGUGAAGUUGAAGGGGAUCGGGUCUGGUGUGGAUAAAUUUCCAUUACCUAAAGGUACCAUAGUGUGUAUACAAUGGAGGUAUUCUUUGGAGGAGGUAAAUAGAAGAACUUGAAGUGGUGUAUCCUUUUCUUGUAUACGUGCAGUUGGGGGAUUAUACAUUGGCUAGCUAGUAUAGACGUGGUGUUAGUAAUUUAGUGUAGACACAAGGGCAACCUUCGUAUUCAACACUUUCAAUA